GGGUAGAUAUCAGCUGAAUUAUUCGGCUAAAAUGCCCUGGCACGGGCAUACGUAGUCGUCGGUCCGCCAUUACGACGCAGCCGAGACACGUUUGUCGUAUUUAGUUAAAUAUUUUCGUUUAUAAAUGAGUAAUAACGCUCAUGAACUAAGUAAUCGACUUCUGAAUGCGUUGGAUAACAAUUACAAUGUUGUCGACAUGCAUGCCGUUAACGAAAUCAUAUCCAUAUUGGAGAAAAUCAAUAUUACAAAAGAGCUGUUGGAGACCACCCGACUGGGUAAGCACGUGAACGAACUACGACGGAAGACCUCAGAGCCGACUCUCGCACGCCGCGCCAAGGUGCUCGUCAAGCGUUGGCGGGACCUCGUCAUACCUACCGCUGCCUCGCCUCACCAUGCCGGCUCAAAUCGAUCGUCAGCGGAGCGCACGAUGCGACGGCUCGGCGGCGGCACGCCCAUCACCUCCCCCGCCUUCGCCCGGCAGGUAGUAAGCCCGGCGGUGCCCAGUCCUCGUCCCCCCUCCAGACCUGCGUGGGGCGGCUACGAGUCGGACUCGCAGGACGUCAUCCUCGUGGAUGACGACCCGCCGCCCGCCCCCGCCCCCGCGCCCUCCCCGCUCACGCUCCACGCACACAAGCCAGCCUCCUCACCAGCGAAAAGGCCGCUGUCUCCCGAGGCGCCGAAUGACGACAAAAAAGCAAAACGAGACAAAAAACCUAAGAAACGAAGAGGUCACAGCCGCGCGGGGUCGGGCACGGGGGCGGAGGCGGGGGCGGGGGCGGGCGGCACCACCGCGCGGGGGGCGGGGGCGGGGGCGGGGGCGGCGCCGGGCGGCACCACCACGCCGGCGCCCGGCACCGGCGGCGCGUGGCUGGGCCGGAACGGCGCGCAUCCUAAUAAGAAGAACGGCGUACGAAGCUCAUUGGACCCCUACGCUGCGUUGGUUAAUAGGAUGCCUCCCGCUGGGGCUAAGAAGGUGAAAACAACUAAGGAACUUCUAGCACAGAUCCAGUCUAGAGGUACAGCGCCCCGUUCACCUUCCCCCGGCUCGCCCGCCUCGCCCGACGUGCUGCUCAUCGAGCCCGACGAAUCGAGUCUAAUCAAGCCAGAGUCUCCGCUCCGCAACGGCGGCGCCUCCCCGCGGCCCCCCUCCCCCUUCCAGGCUCCAGCACCGGCCCCCGCCGCGCCCGCCUCCCCCCUGGCGCCCCUCGAGGACCCGCGGACAGUCCAGGACUGCACGUGCGGCGAGGAACCUGAAGACGACUGUCCCGCUGCGCGUCGGACCGAGGUGCUGCCGGUCCAUGUCCACGCGCUGCACCACGCGUAUCUCCCGGGCAUCAACGGAACGAGAGCCCCCCUCCACCCCCACCAGUUCGCCGUCCGGAAACUAACAGACCCCGAGAAACCCGACCUCUUCACCUCCAUAGUACCCCUGUACAGCUACUCCGACUACGCGGACGACUACUGCGUCAAGAACAUGUCGCGCGUCCCGCUGUGCACGCAUUUACCCUGGACGGAGUUCGCGCCCGCCCCGCCCGAGCCCGCGCCCGCGCCGGACCCGCCCCCGAUCCGCCCCUAUCCCAUCGACGAACCUAGUCCCGAAGUCAAGACGGAGGUCGAGGAUGAGGAUGAGGAUGAAAAAAGUCAGGACAUGGAAGUGGACGCAAAGGAGGAAGUGAAAGUGGAGCCCAGUGAACGUUUGAAACCGACCGAGGAGACGGUGUUAAAAGUGAUAAAGUGUGAGAGUGCCAGUGCAGUGCCGGACGAGUUUGCGAGUGAGCAGAAAGAUCACAGGACCGUGGAGAAGACGAAAAGUUCCCUCAACGGCCAGGAGUUGUACGAUACGUGUCAGAGCGCGAUAGAUUCUAUACCGUUCGUGUACGGGCAGACGUUCGCCGCGCCGACCGUGACGCUUCCCGAGGAGUCCACAGAGGUGAGUGACGCGUUAGAAUCCGCUCUCGCUACUGCCGCUGAGUCGACAGAGAGAGAUAACCUAGGCCGGCCGUCCCGCUCGGGCGCGUUCGCCGAGUGGCACGAGUGUGCUAAGUUAGGCGAGCUGGUCGCGCUGCCGUACGUGGUAAUCGAUUGAUGUGAUACUGCUAGAGUGCCAAAUCUCGGCGCGGCUCCGAGCUUCCGUUGUUCCGACGUUCCAAGUGUCCUUACGUUAGUUUUAAAUGUACAUAGCGGUGUUGGAUGUGUGCCCUCGAAUAUGUACAUACUAUAAUUUAGCUAAUGUAGUUAGGACGAAAUCAAUGAGACUGCUGCGGGGUGGUUUUUUAACAGUGCGCUAACAAGCUUUUGAGUUUGCAAAAAUUUAUUUUGUGUCGAUAGUCGCGUCACCUGAUGUGUUUAGUCAUGUAUUUAUUUUAUAUUGUUUUAGGGGUUCACCGUCGUUUCAUUUACAAAUAUUUAAUUGAAUGUAAUGUUUAGUUAAAUGUUUCAAUUGACCUAAAACAAUUUCAACUGUUGUUAAACAGACCUUACCUAUCAUGAUACAUUAGUGUUAUCUAAAAUGAUGACGUAGAUUAGUUUAAUCAUUGAUUUGGUUUUAUUUCCUGUCUCAGUACUGUCACAUUAGGUCAAAAAGACAUUGAACCAAAUAAUACAUUCGAUCAAAAUUUUUAGGUCAAAUGACGGUACCCGAUUUAGGUGGAUAUAUUACGGUGGAUCGCUGUCAACUGUUGUGAUAUGAGGCGCGUUAUGGUCCGUGGGUCUACAAGGGGCCAACUAGUUUAUAAACCAAACCAAUCAAAGAUUGACUCAUAUCUAGAGCUGCCGUCCGGAUUUCCCCGGAGUCUUUGUAGUCCUACCAGAGGCCAUUCGGGUUUGAAAAGCGUCUGGGUAUAACCUGGUCACUUUUAGUGUUAGGGCAAUCCCUACACCUUUAUUUUUGUAAUAAAAAUAUUUAUUCUCAGGCUUUUGAACCUUAUUUUUAGUCCGGCACUUGACUCUGGCAGCUCUUGUCAUAUACAAACUGUAACGGCUUGAAGGUCUGAAUAUUGGCCAUCGCAAUUCUCUCUUAUGUGAUAAGAAUGGACUGUAUCAAUGUCUGCACUGAAUUCCAAAAUGUACUUCCUUUCGUUAGACUAAUGUCGGCAGUUUUGUUUGUCUGACUUGGCCUGAAAGCUUGAUGAGGGUUUGUAGAAUGCUUUUGAAAUAAAAUUGUAACCUUAACAUGCACAUAAACAUGACUGGUAAGUCCAGCCAUACUGCUGUUUGCCAUUGUCAUGAUUUAAAAGAUAUCUGUCACUUAUCAAAGGUUAUCAAUAGGCAAAUCGUUUUUGUUUUGCAAUUAUUGAUGAAGAAAUAUAGUCGAAAGUGCAAGUGGGUGUAGUAAUCACCCUGAACAUCUUAUCAAUUAAUUUCUAUUGAUUUAUUUAUAUUGAUUUGUCUAUUUUAAAAAGGUUCUAGCAUCAGCCUUGUAUUGUUAGCUUACCCGUCAAGUUUAAGGCUGAACUGAUCAGCAGUCAUCAUCUGCUUCCAAAACUAUAGAUCCACCAAAUAUUUGUAUAGAAACAAAUUCCCAAAUAAGACAAAAAUCUCCAGACUGUUUCGUAUUGAGUUAUAUUGUUACCGAAUGUGAUUUAUAAAGAGAAAAAUUAGGUAAUUAAUAAUAAUAGGAGUUCCAAUUGUAUAUUAUACGUAUAUAUUGCUAUAUCAACCAUUCUAAAUAUCAAACAAAGUUAUAACUAGAAUUAUCAAUUAAAUUAUUCAACUAAAUUUCUUGUUAAAAAUUAUACUUCCACUGCAAUUCAUACUUUUCUAUAAUAAUUGGAAGUUUUUAAUUUUUAAUGAUAAAUUAAGUUAAAUAAUAGAAGACCACUGUACGAUUUGUAAUUGUUUGUUAAGCAAUUAUCCUUUAAGUAUCUCAAGUGAAUGAAAUUGGUUUACAUAAUUAUUGCUGGCUAUUUACUAUCAGGAAAUAACAGUUUUUACAGAUUUUUUAUACUAAUAUAUGUGGUUGUGUAAGUCAUCUAAUAUGACAUGUAAAAUGUAUAUUACCUAUAUUAUAAGUACAAUAGAAAUGAUAAUGUUAUGUUUAUGCUUCAAGUAAAAUGUCCUACCUAACCAAUGUGUUCAAAAAUCCUUUUAUUAUUCAACUUGUAGUAUUGCAAGUAUUUAAAUGCUGUUAUUUUCACUGAUAGUAUUUGACUAGCUAUUUGUGACAUUACUGACACAUUUACUUUUGUAAUUAAUACUUUAUUUUAGUCUUCCACCUUUCCACAUUCAAUUUUCGUGACUAGUGAGAUAUAGUCUAAUAGUGGUCUAAUACGAAAGAGACGGAUAUUUGUUGUAAAAGCCCAAUGUCACAUGUUAUUGCCAACCAUUUAUUUUAUAUGGCAAAACACAUUUGAAAAACUGUCAAAUUAAUGAUUGGGCUAUUAUGGAUGUUGUCAAUGAGGGCUAACGCGUAUGAAUUCGCCGCUAGGGGCGCUAGUGUAGAUGGUGGUCUUUUCCAUAGUUCGAAAUGUCAAAUGUCACUUGUCACUUUAAUGACUGACAGCUGUUCUUUAGUCUUUUGGACCACCAUCAACAGAGGCGCCAACUGGUGAGCAAAAAAACGAUAGCCCUCAUUGUACAGUUCAUAUUAAACAUAAUAUUGUCAUUAUUUCGUUCGUAUCCCAUAAUUCAAUUGAAAUCUAGUCUUUCACAUAAUUAUACACAGUUUCACACACAAAUCAUACAUACAUAUAGUGACUAUAUUACAUUUCUUUCAUUCAUUAUCCUAAAAAGCAAAUAUGCGUUUAACAUACGUAUUUAAAUUUGUUUCAAACCAAACAAUCGCAUUUAUAUUAGUGCCUUGAAUUUAUUUUAAGAUCUAUUUUUGAAGAGAGAAAUCUUCAUAACAAGCUUUCGUUCCUAAAACUAUCAUUUUAAGUGUAUACUCAUACUAUAUAAGUUUAUAAAUGUAUCAGUAAUGUUACAACUGCCAACGAGUUGGUACAACACUUGUUUACCACCUUUAUGUACAAUUAGGGUUAUCUGACAGAAUACGGAGAUGUACACCUCUUAUUCUAACAGAUAAUGUUUCAGUUGUAAUGUACGGACGCUACACACGUAGAAUUUCGUACAUGGACCUGCCUGUUCCUGUCUCUAUCGCCGUAAUUGGUGUCCCGCCCAUAACGCCAGCGGUCAAUGACACUGCGAGUGGGACUGCAAUAUGCGCGUGCGAUAGAGAUAGGAAUGGCGGGUCAAUGUACAAAAUUUUUCUUCCUUAGCAUCCUUGUGAGAUGGGUCGUAAAUGAGUGUCAGUGUGGGGUCCCGGGGUGGUAAAGGGGUAUCGCUGCCGCCUGCGGGCGCGCGCGGCUCAGUGAAUCUGUCAUUACUCUGUUAUUUUUGUAUUGUCAUUCGGUUUACAGAUGUGAUGCAGAAAAACUUUCAAAGAUUUGAAAUGUUGUUGGAAACUUAUCACGGUAAUCUAAAAGGUAAAAGUUUUCGAAGUUUCGAGAGUUUCCGAGAUCAUUUUAAGUGGAAAUUGUCUGUCGUUACAUCGGUCGCAGUUUAGAGAUAAUGAUUUAAUUUCAAUAUAUUGAUUAUACUCAUUGAACUGCGAUGUUAAAAUAUUAUGUUUUUAACCUUAUGUUAUGUUUUUCACCUACUUGAUAGGAUGGUCAGUAAUCACAGUACUUUUUAGGUUUCUAAAGUUAAAAAAUGUACUGGGAUGAUUAUCUGUCAUCUGUUCAAAUACUUUGCCUAUUAUUUUGUGUUUUGUAUGAUGAUAAUCAGUCAAUUAUACAAAACCACUUGUUAAAUUGUGUUUUUAUUAAUUUUUAACAAAUCAUCAUACUAUGUAUAACUUUGUACAGUCAAUCCGUUUGCUCAAUUGCUAUAAAUACGUACAGUAUUAUUAUCGGAUUGUACUGUACACAAUACAAAGCCAAAUUAGUUGUUAUAUUUGUACAUAUUGCAUUCGUGUUUGUUUAUUAUUUUAACCUCCUAAGGCCCAAGGUCCUACCUAUAGUACAUCUUCAGUUCGAUGAAAUUUAUGUCCUAUACAACAAAGAACAAAGUCGCUUUUGAUUUGUUUCGUUCAAUUCUCCAACAACGCAAAAUCAACUUUAUUUCCUAUACUAUAGGUUCAAAUUUCGGUGGCCAAUUUUGUGUUUUUCAUUUGUAUAGCUGGGCCUUAGGUUAAACUGUUUUCUUACUCUUUUAUCUUGAAUUUAAUGUUAUUUUCUCUAAAUAGUUAUAUUUUUUGUACAAUUUCUAACCAAAUGGAUUUAAACCAUAUUAAAGAUAUAUGAGAAUGAGCAGCAUAUCAUAGAACAUCGAAAUUCUAAGUUCAUAGUUGUAUGACAUGAAUCUUUGUUGUAUGAUAUGUUGUAUUUGUAUUCACGCUCUCUUCCUCUAUAUUAAAAAAAAACAUUUGUACUCUAUUCCUACUACUCUGUUACAUUAUGACUGUAAAAGAAUAUACCGAUGUAGUGCAUAAUUAUUUUCCAUCGUAUUUUCACGGAAACGAAAGUAGCAUCAACGUGUCUUGCUAUUUCAGUCAGUUUCGGUACAAAAAGUACUGAGGUUGACUGAAGUAGCAUGACAAAUACGAACGUUUCCGAGAAUAUACGAUGGAAAACAAUUAUUCACUACAAAUGUACACAUAGAAUACAAUGUCGUGCAGUAGUUCAGCCAAUUAUAUAAUUGUACAGAUACUAAUAGUUGUAUAUCAUUGGCGGAACGACUGUCACAUGGUUUGGUUUGUUUACGUUCUUUAAUGUGCUAAUGAAUUAUACGUAUAUUCAUUUCUGUGUAGCCUCUAAAGAUGUUGCUAACUGUACAGUUAGAAUCAGAAGUAGCUAUGCGGACGAGAUCUCAAAAUGACCAUAAGUAUUUUUAAAAACCUUGGGAACAAAUCAAAUUAUUAAAUAUUUUGAUUUGUGUUUUUUAAGUAGACAUUACUAUACACGGUGGCAAAAAAAUAAGUGCAUUCCCGUUGCCAGGGAGGUUUUGGGCAACCUAUUGAGCAACUUUUACCAUGGGACCAACCCCGAAAUCGCAAAAAAAUACGGCUGUUUCAUACAUUUUGGCUGGUCCAUUUUCAAUGGGAAGGUAAAUUUUUUUUUCACCUCAGCAGCUCGAACAAGCCUACUUUCGUCACUCCCUGGAGUGAGGAAAGUGCGACUUUCCUCACUCCAGGGAGUGAAACAAUGUAGCUUUUUAAUUUAGUCAAGGCCAUGAACUUCAUACUUUUAUUAUAUAUUUUUUUAUGGUACGGUACGGUACGGUACGGUACGGUACGGUACGACACGGUACGGUACGGUACGGUACGGUAAUAUGUUCUCACUACUGAGGUGAAAAAUUAUGUGUGCAACACGAGAGCAAAGUAAUUUUACAUCUCGUGUUUUUGAGUCCCUCGCUACGCUCAAGAUUCUACCUUAGAAUCACUCGCUUCGCUCGUGAUUCAAUUAUAGCAUCUUUCGCUUUCUCGGGACUCAAAAUAAACACUCGCAAGAAAAACCAACUUUCCUCUCUUGUUGCACAAAUAACUAUUUCGCGAUUUCGUGGUUUGUCCCAUAAUAAAAGUUGCUCAGUAUAAUCCCAAAACCUCCCUGGCAACGGGAAUGCACUUAUUUUUAAGCCAACUUGUAUAUAAAUUAUAAACUGUAAUAGAUGGCAUAUAUUAAAGAAAAACCGGCCAAGUGCGAGUCGGACUCGCCCACCGAGGGUUCCGUACUUUUUAGUAUUUGUUAUAGCGGCAACAGAAUUACAUCACCUGUGAAAAUUUCAACUGUAGCUAUCACGGUUCAUGAGAUACAGCCUGGUGACAGACAGACGGACAGCGGAGUCUUAGUAAUAGGGUCCCGUUUUUACCCUUUGGGUACGGAACCCUAAAGUGACUAAACCCUCCAGUGGUGAAGGCCGGACCCGAAUCGGCGUCCCUAGCCAAAAUAUUUAAUAAAAUUGAUUUGUUUCUAAAAUUGAUCUAUUACUGUUCACAAGUUUUUUGUCAAAAUUUUAAUACAAGCUUUUGUCGCUGACUAUACUUUUCUUUCCAGAGACAACUAAUACUCAUCGAAACAAUUCUAACAAUUGCGUUGUUUUAUCACAGAGUUCCUAUGGCCACCUCCUGUCUCCAUCAGAUCAGCUCGAUGGCACCAUAAUAUUGCAUUGUCACCCAAUUUUUUUAUUUUUUUUCUCUUUAUUUUGGCACAAACAGUCAUUACAGAAAUGUGACAUUGAAAAGUAUUACAUAUAAUAUUGACAAUACAGUGCCGAAACCGUAAAUUUAGUUACACAUGUAUGCAAAUUUUCAGCUUCAUUGGCAGUUACAUAGGUUAAAUACAUACAUACAAUGUAAGUUAAAUAAAAGCUUGUGAUAUAACAACAAAGUUUGAAAUAACUCAGCCACUUAGCCACUACGGUACUAUCCUGUACACAGUUGAUUGCUAGUCGUAAACCUCACUGCAAGGAAACAAGGUCUAAAAUUGUCAGUUAAGUAUUGUUAUUGGUAUGAUUAUUGUAAGACAGAUUCACUGCGCUACGCGUAAUAUUGGCCUUACGCGGUUAUCAUACCGAUGCAAAUUCGCACGUCGCUCUAAUAUGACAAUGUCAGCGCUUAUAUGUGACAUUUUCAACCAAAAAGUACCACAUUGUCGCUUGUCAAUAAGGUUGGUUUUCAAUUGAAGCUAUAUGGAAAUAGCGCCUUAUUGACAUCCGACAAUAAGUACCCUUUUAAUUGAGAAUGGCACAUAAAGCGAUUAGCGAAUUCGCAUCCAAUGUGGCCGCCUUAGAGCGGGCGCCGCCGCGCGCGGGGCUUGUAUAGAAUUCGCUAAAUGCCUUGCUGGACGAGCUCCAAGAAUUUGGUAAAAUACAAAAGCAAAAUAUAUGUGUUUUUAUUACGA
This is a messenger RNA of Cydia strobilella, 8837 nucleotides long. RefSeq names its product proteoglycan 4-like. Gene Ontology annotation, biological process: positive regulation of gene expression; regulation of transcription by RNA polymerase II. Bases 125 to 2086 code for a protein of 653 amino acids. The record is from RefSeq and is a predicted model, not a curated record. Gene Ontology annotation, cellular component: mediator complex; nucleus; core mediator complex. Gene Ontology annotation, molecular function: transcription coregulator activity. The transcript has 10 exons. NCBI's taxonomy places the organism in Eukaryota, Metazoa, Arthropoda, Insecta, Lepidoptera, Tortricidae.